UGUGUGAGUGUGAGUGUGGAAUGUCAUUGUUGAUAUUUUUGGGUUUGCCUUUUUGGACAAAUUAAGAAUUCUGGAGGCGCAUUCGUGUCAAGGAAGUGUUUGUCAAAUGGUGAAUAAAUGUCUGUGAAGCCAAUAAAAAUGCCGUCGGCGACGAAAGAUUCUACUAUUCUGAAGAUCGCGGUGGAAAUGCUCAACGCGCCCGACAAGGUGCCGCAGUUGAUUGAAUUCGACCAAAGUCAGCCUCUUUCCAGUAUCAUUCAGCUCCUGUGCAAGGCGUGGGGCCUUCCUGACCCCGUCAACUACGCUUUGCAAUUCUCAGAAAGCAACAAUCAGAACUAUAUCACUGAAAAAAAUCGCAAUGAAAUCAAGAACGGAUCCGUGUUACGUCUCGAGCAGUCCCCUGCAAAGACGGUUCAAGACAUCCUGGCCAAGAUCAACACGGGCACGGAGGCCGAACAAACAACAGCAUUGACCAAAUUAUCCACAGUAAGCAGCGAUCUCACAUUCGCCCUUGAAUUUAUCAACAAGAAAGGUUUGUCACUCAUCAUACACAAUAUAGAGUCAGGAAAGUUCAAAGGUAGCAGCUUGAAGUAUGCCUUAGUCACGUUCGUGGAACUCAUGGAUCAUGGUAUAAUAUCUUGGGACAUUUUACAAAACCAGUUCAUCAAUAAGGUUGUCAGCUUUGUUAGCAACCAAACAAAUGCACAAGACCCAAAGAUCAUUCAAUCGUGCUUGUCUAUUCUUGAAAAUAUUGUACUUAAUAGUUCUGGAAAGAACUCCCAUGUUGAGAAGGAGAUUACCAUACCUAGUCUCAUUUCACAUUUGGAAAAUCAAGACAUUAUUAUACAGCAAAAUGCAAUAGCACUCAUCAAUGCUAUUUUCUCAAAAGCAGACAUCACUAAAAGGAAGACCAUAGCUGCCACAUUGUGCUCUAAGCAGGUCAGAAAUAAGAUUUAUGAGAACCUCAUUACUAAGAAUGUCUCUAAGGAGGGAUUGGGUACUGAAUUAGCACACCAACUUUAUGUAUUACAAACACUGACAUUAGGGUUAUUGGAGCCCAAAAUGCGCACUCGAGCAGAUGCCCAGGAACAAGAAUCACAAGAAAAAAUUAAGGAACUCAGAAAGUUUGCAUUUGAAAAUGAUAACAACACCAAUAUUGAGGUCACAACUAGACGCCAGACUGGAAGCUUGUCAAAAGACUUUAAAAAACUUGGUUUCAAAUGUGAAAUUGAUCCCAUUAAGGACUUCAGUGAGACGCCGCCUGGUGUUUUAGCAUUAGAUUGUAUGUUGUACUUUGCUAGGAACCAGCGUGAAGACUACACUAAAAUUGUUCUAAGAAAUAGUUGCAGAGCUGAUGAACAAGAGUGUCCAUUUGGUAAAACUAGUGUAGAGUUGGUUAAGCUUUUGUGUGACAUACUGCACAUUGGGGAACCACCGAGUGAACAGGGACAGACAUAUCAUCCUCUCUUCUUCACUCAUGACCAUCCAUUUGAGGAACUAUUUUGUAUUUGCAUAGUCAUACUCAAUAAGACUUGGAAAGAAAUGAGAGCUACUACAGAAGACUUUGUUAAAGUACUCAGUGUUGUGAGAGAACAAAUAAGCAGGGCACUGGCUGCAUCCCCAAAGAGUUUCGAGAAAUUCAAACAAAAGAUCAAAGAGUUGACGUACAAUGAAAUAACACAUCUAUGGCAGCAAGAGCGCACCAAUAGAGAAGUCUGGGAGUCCCACGCUAGACCAAUAGUUGAGUUGAAAGAGAAAAUAACCCCUGAAAUUAUAGAUCUCAUUCAGCAACAAAGACUAGGAGUACUAGUGGGCGGCACAAGGUUUAAGAAGUACAUGAAAAUCAAUAGAAAGGAUCGGUUUUGGUUUGUUAGAUUAUCACCAAAUCACAAAAUACUGCACUAUGGAGACUGUGACGAGAAAAGUACACCAAGUCUAGAAGAACUGGGAGCAAAAUUAGCAGUCUCUGAUAUUAAAUGUGUGGUAGUUGGUAAGGAAUGUCCUCAUAUGAAAGAUUUGAAAGGCAAGAUAAGCAGUCCACAUUUGGCAUUUUCCCUCAUAUUGAAGGCUGCUGAAGUUCCAUCUUUGGACUUUGUAGCUCCGGAUGAGCAAAUUUUCGAUUACUGGACAGAUGGUAUCAACGCUUUGUUAAAAGAAAAGAUGACAAGCAAAUCUUUUGAGAAUGACUUGGAAACUCUGCUAUCUAUGGAUAUUAAAGUUAGAUUGCUUGAUGCUGAGGGUAUAGACAUACCACAGGACCCUCCACAGAUACCACCAGAGCCUGAAGAUUAUGAUUUUUACUACGAUAAUAACUAAUCUGUAAAUAUGACGAAAGUUGUAAAUAGGGCUUCAACCUACAUUCUUUAUUGCAUAAGAGAUAAAAGCCACGAGGUGCUGCUGUCCUUUAUCUAAAAGGCAGUUAACUACAAAGAAUAGUUUGUGAGUUAUCACUAAAAUAUGGGAAUUUAGAAAAUGUGAUGUUUAAAAAAAAAGUCCUAUCUAAAACUACUCUAAACUAAACAUUUUGGGCCUACACAGCCACAGCAUUCGUUUUUAGAAACACUACUUUUGCAGUUAAAUGCUUUUUGAAAAAAGGACAAACACCCAGUAGAAGUGAAGCUUUUUGAGUAUUGUAUGUACCAUUUUGUCUCACUUGUUCACGUGAGCAUUAAUUGCAAGACUGCCAAUAAGGGCCGGCGCACAUAUGGCGGAGCGCAGCGCAGAGCAUUCCCGCGAAGUUUUCUAAUCGCGUGACACAUUACGCAAAUUUCUACCAGAGAAUGCGCGAGCACGCGCGGGACUGCGCGAGUAUCCGCACGGAUGCACAAUUGAUUUUAGAUAUUAUUUCAAUGAGGACAAUGUCGAUAAUACUUUCGACUGUGUAAAAUACUCGGCGCUGCGCUCCACCAUAUGUGCGCCGGCCCUUACGCAUUCAUUUGUUGGUUUUACUUUUGGCCAGACAGAUAUCCAUCCCAGUUGUCCAUUAAGUACUUAGCUGCGCUCCAAAGAGGUGUGUGCUGUGUCUACCAAAUUGUACCUCAAAGGAUACCUAUAGUACCCGAUGCGGGCGAGCGCGGGUGAC
Molecule: messenger RNA, 3082 nt
Organism: Maniola jurtina (meadow brown)
Lineage: Eukaryota; Metazoa; Arthropoda; Insecta; Lepidoptera; Nymphalidae
Gene: Ced-12
Product: engulfment and cell motility protein 1
Exons: 1
Coding region: 118-2316 (732 amino acids)
Biological process (GO): cell motility; actin filament organization
Cellular component (GO): plasma membrane
Source: RefSeq, a predicted model, not a curated record